AUGAAGUUCGGCGAGCAGCUCCGCUCGUCCAUGAUAAAGGACUACAUGUGGCACUAUAUCGCCUAUGAAGAUCUCAAGAACGCCCUCAAGACCGAAUAUGUGACAGAACCUACUCCAGCCAACCCAAAGCCAGCUCGACGACCCUGGACAGAAGACGACGAGAAGCGCUUCGUGUCGUUGUUAGAGAGCGAGCUGGACAAGGUGUUUACCUUUCAAAGAAUCAAAAGUGAAGAAAUCAUCCGCCACAUCAAGGCCAGCGAGCGCGAGGUCAAUGAUGUUGUCGGCCGUCUAGAGAUUUCCCCUAGUGAUACCCGUCGUGCUGCUGACCGGCCAACCGACGAGGAUUUCCUGCUUCUGGAAGCCGACCUGAGCGAUAUUAUCGCCGACGUUCAUGACCUGGCCAAAUUCACGCAAUUGAACUAUACUGGCUUUCAGAAAAUCAUCAAGAAACAUGACAAACAAACAAGGUGGUACCUCAAACCAGUUUUUGCAGCUCGACUCAACGCCAAGCCUUUUUUCAAAGAUAAUUACGAUGCUUUUGUAGUGAAGUUGUCGCGACUCUAUGACCUCGUCAGAACGAAGGGCAAUCCAAUCCAAGGUGACUCGGCUGCUGGCGGUGGUCAGCAGAACUUCGUCCGCCAGACCACAAAGUACUGGGUACAUCCAGACAACAUUACAGAACUCAAAUUGAUUGUUCUCAAGCAUCUUCCUGUACUUGUUUUCAACCCCAGCAAAGAAUUUGAAGAAAACGAUUCGGCCAUCUCCUCGAUCUAUUACGACAACCCGGAGACAUGGGAGCUCUACCAGGGUCGUCUCAAGAAGACUGAAGGUGCAGAAGCCAUCCGGCUGAGAUGGUAUGGAGGAAUGGAAAAUGAUCAGAUUUUCGUCGAGCGAAAGACACAUCGUGAAGACUGGACAGGUGAAAAGUCAGUCAAGGCGCGUUUCCCAAUGAAAGAGAAACACGUGAAUGCAUACCUCUCUGGCCAAAUGAGCGUCAAAGCUGUCUUUGAAAAGAUGCGAAAGGAGGGCAAAAAGUCAGAGCAACAGAUUGCCGACUGGGAAGCACUGGCCAAGGAAAUCCAGUAUCGAGUCAUCGACCGAGGACUGAAGCCUGUAUGCCGCACGUUCUACCACCGAACCGCCUUCCAGCUUCCUGGAGAUGCCCGCGUUCGUAUUUCCCUGGAUACUGAACUCAGCAUGAUCCGCGAAGACAACUUGGACGGCACGAAACGAGCUGGUGACAACUGGCGCCGCAUGGAUAUCGGCAUUGACUGGCCGUUCCCCCAACUCCCUCCCGGCGACAUCGACCGUUUUCCCUACGCCGUUCUAGAAGUGAAGCUGCAAACCCAGGCUGGACAGGAACCACCACAAUGGAUCCGAGACCUCACCGCCAGCCACCUCGUCGAGGCCGUCCCCAAAUUCAGCAAAUUCAUCCACGGCUGCGCUACUCUGUUCCCCGACAAGAUCCACCUUCUACCAUAUUGGUUUCCACAAAUGGAUGUUGAUAUCCGCAAACCAGUCACGCACAAAUACGGCAUUGAACGACCUAUCCAAAGCACGAGUAUAUCCACGACAGACGACCCAGACGACGAUGAUGAUGAAUCGGACGAGGAAAACGGGCCUGUGGCUCGUACGAACGGGAUCCGCACUGACCACGGCAUCAACAACGGGGCUGUCCUCAACUACGGACGCAACGGACUGCUGCAGGAGGCCCCUGGUAACGAACUAGACGUCGAGGAGCGCGUCGGCGCAGACUUCCUUGCCGGCGACGAAGAUUACCCCAUUUACGACUCCGACGACGAGGACGAUUACUCGGACAUCCUUGAAGAGGCACGCCGUAUCGGAGGCAUCUAUUACUACCGGACCCUCCUCAGCCAGUACGUCCGCCGCACCGGACACAUCACCUGGGAGGUCCUCAAGACCCUAGUCCCCAGACCCAUCGCCACGCAAAUGCCCGACGAGGGAACCCAAGGCAUCACGAUUCUCGGAACAGGGAGACGCACAGUAAAACGAUUCAUUGCCCCCAAAGGCAAACGCAUCCACGUCCCCAUCCGCGUCGAGCCCAAAGUCUACUUCGCGGCCGAACGCACGUUCCUCUCCUGGCUCGAAUUCUCCAUUCUAAUCGGAUCAAUCGCCGCAACACUGUUAAACUUCAGCAGCGACUACGUCACGUUCGUUUCAGCGUGGAUCUUCACCAUCAUCGCGGCGCUAUCUCUACUCUACAGUGCGGUGCUGUACAUGUGGCGGGUUGACAAGAUCCGGAAACGGCGGGAUGUCAAGCGUGUGUAUCACGAGAAAUUCGGCCCGACGUUUUUGUGUCUGGGACUGUUGGGGGCGGUGUUGGCGAAUUUUAUUCUCAGGGCGAAACAUGGUGGGUUGACGGUGCCGGAAGGACAGGUUGGAGGGGAGAUGGGGAAUAGCUCUUUGCAUCAUGGAUUAGAGCUAUAA
This is a messenger RNA of Talaromyces proteolyticus, 2448 nucleotides long. RefSeq names its product putative vacuolar transporter chaperone. The coding region runs from base 1 to 2448 and encodes 815 amino acids. Gene Ontology annotation, biological process: vacuole fusion, non-autophagic; polyphosphate metabolic process; vacuolar transport. The record is from RefSeq and is a predicted model, not a curated record. Gene Ontology annotation, cellular component: fungal-type vacuole membrane; vacuolar transporter chaperone complex. Lineage: Eukaryota; Fungi; Ascomycota; Eurotiomycetes; Eurotiales; Trichocomaceae. The transcript is spliced from 5 exons.